AUGGGGAGUGAUAUUGAAGACUAUAUAAAUCACACAGAGGAUUUCCAUGCGUUCACAGAAGAGGAAAUCAAGGAAGUGACCGACCGAAUUGUUCAGUGGUAUCAAAAGAACCGAAGAAAACUACCCUGGCGAGGGGACCAACCUCCGUAUUCUAAAACUGCGGAUGUGAAGACUUCUUCCAAAACGGCAAAGAAUCAGUCCUCGUUGACAAGUUUCUUUACUCCGAAAAAGCGCAAAGUCGAAUCGAAGCCUGAAGAAGCUCAAGAAUAUGAUUUUGUAAAGAAUGGCAUUACUGGCUAUACGGAAUAUGUGUCGGAAAUAAUGCUGCAACAAACAAGAGUUGACACGGUGAUUGACAAGUAUAUUCAGUGGAUGCAGCACUUUCCUACAAUCAAGUCGCUGUCAGAAGCAACCGAGGAGGAAGUCAACUCGCUUUGGUCCGGUCUGGGCUACUACCGACGCGCCCAGUAUCUGGUGAAAGGUGCUCGCUACAUCAUGGAGCACUGCAACGGCGAAAUUCCAUCCACAAAGGAAGAACUCCAGAAAGUCCCGGGCGUAGGCGACUACACCGCGGGAGCCAUCUUGUCGAUCGCAUUCAACAAGCCAGAAGCAGCGGUGGAUGGCAAUGUGAUGCGCGUUCUCUCGCGACUCCGCGCCGUUUACCAGAUCAAAACGCAGAAAGAAUUCAUCCAGUGGUGUUGGAAAACAGCGGAGCAGCUGGUGGCGCAUGCGCCUCCCUCUGACUACACGCAGGGAAUCAUGGAGCUGGGGGCAGUCGUGUGUACUCCGCAGUCUCCCUCGUGCUCCAGCUGUCCAUUGAGAGAGUUCUGCAAGGCGGCGAAACUGGCGGCAGAGGGGAAAAAGGGCGGGGAGGAACGCGUGGAGUCGAGCUGUGGCGUGUGCUGCGAUUAUCCGCCAUCGAAAGCGUCGAGUUGUACCCGCUGGCCGCGCAGUCGAAGCAGGUUCCGACUGAACAUUACGUCGUGUUGGUGUUGGAGAGCAAGGAGCGGGAAGGAGCGCUGUGGCUGCAUCGCCGCACAGAUCCCAUCCUAACCGGACAACUGGAACCGCUGCUGGCGCGAAUUCCGGAGGAAAUGAAGAAGAAGGAAGAGAUGGAAGCGGCGCUGCGAAGCGAACUUCCAGGGCUUCCAGAGGUUUCGCUUCGAUUCCAUUCGACGGUGAAGCACGUAUUUUCCCAUCGAGUCCACUUGCUGUCGGUGUUUUCGGGAACUGUGGAGGAGGCGAAGACUCCGAAGCAUCGCGACUUCGCGUGGUGGACGAGCCAGCAGAUCCGCGAAGCGGGAACUACUUCCUGGCUUCUUCUGGUAAUCUUUCCUCGCUCUUUUGAUUCUACAGAUGCUAAAGACCGCGCAUUACUCUGUCCAGCAGCUCAAAAAGCUUCCAAAAU
Molecule: messenger RNA, 1408 nt
Organism: Blastocystis hominis
Lineage: Eukaryota; Bigyra; Opalinata; Blastocystidae
Exons: 5
Coding region: 1-1053 (350 amino acids)
Biological process (GO): base-excision repair; mismatch repair
Cellular component (GO): nucleus
Molecular function (GO): adenine/guanine mispair binding; 4 iron, 4 sulfur cluster binding; oxidized purine DNA binding
Source: RefSeq, a predicted model, not a curated record